UGUCCUCUGUCUCACUGUGUCCUCUGUCUCACUGUGUCCUCUGUCUCACUGUGUCCGCUGUCUCACUGUGUCUCCUGUCUCACCGUGUCCUCUGUCUUGUCCUUGUCUUUCAGAGCGGCUCUACACCUCUCAGGGUCCGGAGCUGAGACGCUGCCUGUUCUCCCUCAAACAGCUGUUCCAGGAUGAUAAAGACCUGGUCCCGGAGUUCGUGGCAUCUGAAGGUUUGACGUGUUUCAUUAAAGUCGGAGCCGAAGCAGACCACAACUACCAGAACUACAUCCUGAGAGCUCUCAGUCAGAUCAUGCUCUUCGUUGAUGGGAUGAACGGAGUGAUUCAGCAUAACCACACGGUGCAGUGGCUCUACAGCCUGACCGGCAGUCUGUCUCGUCUGGUGGUCAAAACUUCUCUCAAGCUGCUCAUCGUCUUUGUCGAAUACGCCGAGUCCAACAGUCCUUUGCUGAUCAAUGCCGUCAACACCGUGGACUCAAACCGAGGUCAGAAGCCUUGGAGUUGUCUGAUGGAGGUUCUGAAGGAGAAAAACGGUUCCGACACCGAGCUGCUCAUCUUCGCCAUGACGCUCAUCAACAAGACUCUGGCCGUCCUCCCGGACCAGGACUCCUUCUAUGACGUGGUGGACAGUCUGGAGCAGUUGGACAUGGAGACGGUGGUCCAGAGACACCUGAGCAGCCUGGCCACCGAGCCGGCCCUGCGGGCCCAGUUCACCGUCUACGAGACGGCUCUGCGAUACGAGGACGGAGACGUGGACGAUUCGUCCCCUCACCUGCGGAAGGACCGCAGGAAGCCGGCGGCCGGCGAGCAGGAAGUGAGGAAGAGCCGCCGCUCCUCCAGCCAGACCCUCCCGGACCUGCUAGCCUCCCCUGGCUCCGCCCCCUGCCGCUCCCCCCUCCCUUCCGACCCCCCCUCCUACCCCCCCGUUCCCCCCGGGCCAAGGGACGAGCCGGGCAGCAGGUCUUCGUCCCCGGUGGUCUCAGACCCCAGUAGCUCCGCCUCCAGCCCAGCCGGAUCCCCGCUGCCCCCCCACCCUGAACCCAGUGGCACCCCAGAGCCUGAGACCACCGCCCCCCAUCCUGAACCCAGUGGAACCCCAGAGCCUGAGACUACUGCCCCCCUGAGCCCGAGUCGCUCCUUCCUCAGCCACCACAUGUCAGUUCUGGGUCUGAGCAGGAAGUCCCGCCUCUUCUCUAAAGCCAGCUCCGCCCACGAGGAGCCGCCCAGCAGCGCCACGUUGACCCAGACGACCUCGGAGCAGCCGGGCCGGGCCGAAAACAAAUCCAGCUUCAAGAUGAAAUCUCCAGUUUUAAUCAUUUCUCGAACUUGGGAUGAAGACCAGGUGUUCUGCCCGGAGGACGUUAGCUUAACCACCGACAAGCCGGUUCUCAGGAAAUUCGAAGACACCUUCCUCCGCAGCCUCUCAGCUGCUCAGUGGGACAAAAAGAGGAGGAGCAAGAAGUCCUCUCAGUCCAGACCGUCUGAGACCCGGAAACCCCCGUCCCAGGAGGAGGUGCAGGAGGAGGAGCGACGGGAGCAGGAGGAGGAGCGACGGGAGCAGGAGGAGGAGCGACGGGAGCAGGAGGAGGAGCGACGGGAGCAGGAGGAGGAGCGACGGGAGCAGGAGCAGCAGGAGCAGGAGGAGCAGCAGGAGCAGCAGGAGGAGCGACAACAGGAGGAAGAGCACAGGAAGGAGGAACAAAAAGAGGAGGAGCAUGCAUACCGUGAAAGUGGGCGGAGUCGAGUCCUGGAGCGUCUCUCUGACCUGAGAACCCGCUCAGGGGACACGUCCGUCCCCUCUGAGGACAGCCUGUCCAGGAGGGCGGAGCUACAGGGACUGGAAGGCUCCGCCCAGGCGGCGCUGAACCGACUGGCUGAGGAGCAGCAGACUCGUCUCGUCCCCCAGCAGGGCAGUGUGGACGUGGAGACGCCGUCCCAGCGGGUGGAGGCGUCCGGCUCUUGGGAGCGCCUCCACCUGCGAGCGGCCAUGCUGCGGAUCAAAGACCUGGACUUCUCUGACCUGAUGGAGGACGAGGACAUCGACGUCCUGGACGUGGACUCCUCCCGUCCCGCCGCCUCCUCCACCCUCGGUGCUCCUCCUCCUCCUCCUCCUCUUCCUCCUCCUCUUCAGGGCAUGGCUCCUCCCCCUCCCCCGCCUCCCCCUCCCCCUGGAGGGAUUCCUCCGGCUCCGCCCCCUCCCCCUUCAGGGAUUCCUCUGGCUCCGCCCCCUCCCCCUGGAGGGCUUCCCCUGGCUCCGCCCCCUCCCCCCUCCUCCGCCCUGAAGAAGAAGAAGACGGUGAAGCUGUUCUGGAAGGAGCUGAAGCAGACGGACAGCGCCACCCGCUGCCACUUUGGGCGAGGGACGGUGUGGACGUCUCUGGACCGGGUGUCGGUGGACACGGCCCGCCUGGAACACCUGUUUGAGUCCAAGGCCAAGGAGCUGACCGUCGCCAAGAAGGGGGCGGAGACGAAGAGGGCGGAGCUUCUGGUUCUGGACUCCAAGCGGAGUAACGCCAUCAACAUCGGCCUGACGGUUCUGCCGGCGCUGCACGUCAUCAAGGCGGCCAUCUUGAACUUCGACGAAUUCGCCAUCAGCAAGGAGGGCAUCGAGAAGAUCCUGACCAUGACGCCGUCGGACGAGGAGAAGCUGCGGAUCCAGGAGGCCCAGCUGGCGGACCCGGACCUCCCUCUGGGCCCCGCCGAGGCCUUCCUGCUGGGCCUGGCCUCCAUCAGCGCCCUGAGACCCCGACUGCAGCUCUGGAGCUUCAAGCUGAACUACGAGGCUCUGGAGAAGGAGAUCGCCGAGCCGCUCUUCGACCUGAAGCUGGGGAUGGAGCAGCUGGCGUCCAAUCAGACGUUCCGGAGGAUUCUGGCUACGCUGCUGGCGAUCGGCAACUUCCUGAACAGCUCCAACGCCCGGGGCUUCGAGCUGACCUACCUGGAGAAGGUGGUGGAGGUGAAGGACACCGUCCACCGUCAGUCCCUGCUGCAUCACACCUGCAGCCACGUGCUGGAAAAUUACCCAGAAUCCUCGGAUGUCUACUCCGAAAUCCCCGCCGUCACCCGCUCAGCCAAGGUGGACUUCGAGCUCCUGGCAGAGAACCUGGUGCAGCUAGAGCACCGCUGCAAAGCAUCAUGGGAGAACCUGAAAAUCGUCUCCAAGCAUGAAACCAGAGCGGCGGUGAAGAACCGGCUGAGCGACUUCCUGAAGGACUGCAGCCACAAGAUCCAGAUCCUGAAGGUGGUCCACCGCAGGGUCAUCAACAGGUUCCACUCCUUCCUGCUGUUCCUGGGUCAACCUUCGACCUCUGUCCGGGAGGUCAAGGUCACGGACUUCUGCCGCAUCAUCAGCGAGUUCGCGUUGGAGUACCGGACGACCCGGGACCGGGUCCUGACCCUGAGACGGAGACGGGCCGCGCACCGCCAGAGGACCAAGACCCGCGGCAAGAUGAUCACCGAGACGGAGAAGUUCUCGGGGGCGGUCCCUCUCCAGGACGGCCCCUCGCUGGCGUCCAUGGCGACGGAGGUGGAGCCCGGUCAGGAGGAGGAGCACGAGAACAUGAAGAACCUCCUGACCCUCGCCGACCCCCGAGCCCCGAGGCGGUCCCGGGCCGUCCGCAGUCCCGGCUGGCUGAGCCCGUCCCCGAUGGGAGCGGCUAAGGAGGACGGUUCUGGUCCUCAGGACGACGCCACAGACGAGAUCAUGGACCGGCUGGUCAAGUCCGUCACCCAGAACCCGUCAGACCGGCCCUCCAGCCCCAAGACCCGCAGACGGUCCCGGGUCAACAGGAAGUCACUGAGGAGGACUCUGAAACGUGGUCUCAGUCUGGAUGUGGUCCAAGCUCUGGGUCUCAACAAUCAGACGGAGGACAGAGUCUGAGUGGGGACGGUCCUCCUCCUCUUCCUCCUCCUCCUCUUCCUCCUCAGAACAGACUCACAAACAGAAGAACAGAUGUUAAAAAUGUUCAGAAUGUGCACAAAUUCAGAAGCUGUGUGUGUGUGUGUGUGUGUGUGUGUGUGUGUGUGUGUGUGUGUGUGUGUGUGUGUGUGUGUGUGUGUGUGUGUGUGUGUGUGUGUGUGUGUGUGUGUGUGUGUGUGUGUGUGUGUGUGUGUGUGAGUUCAUUCAAUCUUGCUUCAAUUGCUUCAUUAAUAAAGUUUUUCG
Salarias fasciatus (jewelled blenny) is the source of this 4171-nucleotide messenger RNA. It is a transcript of the gene fhod1, whose product is annotated as formin homology 2 domain containing 1. The annotation marks the transcript as partial. Lineage: Eukaryota; Metazoa; Chordata; Actinopteri; Blenniiformes; Blenniidae. Gene Ontology annotation, molecular function: actin filament binding. Gene Ontology annotation, cellular component: cytoplasm; cytoskeleton. The record is from RefSeq and is a predicted model, not a curated record. Gene Ontology annotation, biological process: cortical actin cytoskeleton organization. The transcript is spliced from 25 exons.